Messenger RNA from Tetranychus urticae (two-spotted spider mite), 1272 nucleotides. RefSeq lists its product as uncharacterized. The record is from RefSeq and is a predicted model, not a curated record. Lineage: Eukaryota; Metazoa; Arthropoda; Arachnida; Trombidiformes; Tetranychidae.
AUGCAAAAAGUCAAUUUAACUGUUGGUGCUUUUUCGGUACCAUUUGCUGAAGGAUUUGUUGAAGAAGACGAUCAAAUUGUUCCUAAAUUGAAGUCUCUUAAACGGUUUGCUGUGAUUCUCUCGGAUUAUGGUCCUUUCAACCUGAAAUUCAUUUUACCCGAGGAAGGACAAUUGGGUUUACUAACAGAAACUGGUUAUCAUGAUGGAGUUUUGGGUUUAUUACAAGAAGGUAAGGCUGAUAUGGGCUUCUUGCCAUUAUCGUUGGAUACUCAAAAGGCUCCCGGUUACUUUACUUCUGUCAUAUCAGAAGAAAAGUUCUACAUAGCAAGUGCACGUAUCUUGGAUCCAAAUACUUCAGCAGUUGUUUCAAGUCUAACAUCAGUCACCGCGAUUCCUUUACUAUCGGCAGUUCUGUCUAUAUUAAUAUUGGAAUUGAUUGCUGUCAAAAGUUUCAAAAUUGAUGCCUUGCUCACAGCAAUCUUUAGAUCCUUCGGUGUCUCAUUUUACCAGAAUAUAUCUCACCGUUCAUCGUGGCUUUGCUUGAUUCAAAUGCUUAUCCUAAUGUUUCCAGUGUUCAUCUUUGGUGCUGCAUUCAGUACCCAAACUAUAGUUGGAGACAGAGAUUACAAAAUCGAAACAUUGAAAGACGUGGUCAGACAGAAUAAGAUACCAUAUUUCACUGAAGGUAUUUCAAUGUACGAUUUUUUCAAAGGCAAAGUUAACGAAGAUUAUGCUGAUGUCUAUGAACGAGCUGUUGCAAAAGGAUACGGGGAACCAUUUCCAUUGGGACCUAUUCCUAUGUUUGAAAGAAGGGACAAGAUGGUCAGCUUCGUCUCUAGUAUGGGAAGAAAACUGACUCCAUUAGUCCUUCCAGAGUCCGAUGCUAUCAAAGCAAAUCAAAUUUUCCAUUUCUCAACAAAGCCCUUUCAUAGAGCAUUAAAAGCUUUGUUUUUCAGUUAUAAUGCCUCUGAGUCCGUUAGAAGAAGAACUGAUACUAUAUCUCUUCGGAUGUUCAAAAGUGGAAUCGUUACAAAAAUUGAAAGCGAUAUUUACGUUGACUUUCUACUCUCUUUUUAUCCCACAACCUUAUAUGAAUUUUACAAAACUGAAGUUCCUCGAAAAGUGGAUAAUCUCAAUUGGCACUCAUUGAAUUACAGUAAAUUCUAUCAACUAUUCUUUAUUUAUCUUCUCAUAGUUAUUCUGAUAUUAGCUUUUCAGUUAAUUGAGCUCAGCAUUGCGUUGUUUUCCAUUUACAAUACAAUAAAUGAAUAA